This is a messenger RNA of Aphis gossypii (cotton aphid), 876 nucleotides long. RefSeq names its product active regulator of SIRT1-like. Bases 418 to 843 code for a protein of 141 amino acids. Lineage: Eukaryota; Metazoa; Arthropoda; Insecta; Hemiptera; Aphididae. The transcript is spliced from 4 exons. The record is from RefSeq and is a predicted model, not a curated record.
GGAGUAAUGUUGUCCCGCGCAAAACACUUUUUAACUAUGUUACGCGUGUAUAAGACAGAGACAACACAUGCGGGUAUCACGUCCUCUUAACCUAACAAUUUAAAAAUUGUCAACUUCUUUAUCUAACUUACAUGUGGUUCUUGCCUCUUGGCGAUUUCCCGACACAUGAUGAUAGUCUGGUAGUCUUGCUGUAAAUAGUAAAUACUGUAAAUGCUACCUACAUAAAUACUUAUUAAUUCGUGAGUAAUAAUAUGUUAACUGAUGUUUUAACUUAAUUUAAUCUCAAGUCAUUCUAAGAUUAAAAAAUAUCUGACUGAAUUCUCAGUUUAUUCAUGUUCAUUCAGUUUCGAUUUUUUUGUAUUGAAAUAGAAACAUUCUCUUGAUAUGCUCAAAUACUGAAACACUUCCGAAGUGAAUAUGUCUUAUUCUACUUUAAAAAAAGCACUACAGUUAUUCGAAGAACAAUCACCUUCUAAUCAAAAAUCAACACAAAAAAAAAUUGCCAAUAAAUCUUCUAGUCGCAUAAAUAAGUCUAAAAGUAAAUCACAGCGAACUAAGAGUGUAUUUAAAGUACCAAAUUUUAUGAAAUCUGAUGCUGGAAAAUCUGUACUUAAAAUAAAAGAACAAAUUAAAAAUGAAAAAGAAUUGAAUUUGGUGCAGUUAAAUUUAGAAAGAUUACACAAAUUAGAUAAGACUAGUUGUGUAAAUAACAUUGCAUCUAACUUGAUCAAGCAGCGUUUUGCUGAUUUUUCAUCUGAAGUAUCGAAUUCUAAAAAAGAAGAAAGUACUGUAUUUACCGAUGAAGAUUUUGAAAAAUUUGAGCGUGAAUAUUUUCAAAACUAAUGGAUGAUUACAUACUAGGAAAAGUUAUUAUAG